This is a messenger RNA of Funneliformis geosporum, 225 nucleotides long. NCBI's taxonomy places the organism in Eukaryota, Fungi, Glomeromycota, Glomeromycetes, Glomerales, Glomeraceae. The record is from the annotation of a GenBank genome assembly.
AUGCCUUCUGCAAACACCAACCUUCAAUCCGCAUUGCCAAACAACAGAGAAUAUGAGCUCCUCGUCAUCCCACCACCUUCUCCAAAGAGUCCCACCCAACCAGCCCUUCGAACAAAGAGAAUCAUGCGCACUUCAGAUUUGCCUUUGAUUGUAGGCUCUGAAUAUAACCCACCGUCACCAAGCAAUUCCUCAGGAUACACAAGUGGAGAUGAAUCCGGUUAUUAA